This is a messenger RNA of Hypoxylon fragiforme, 663 nucleotides long. RefSeq lists its product as uncharacterized. The coding region runs from base 1 to 663 and encodes 220 amino acids. The record is from RefSeq and is a predicted model, not a curated record. Lineage: Eukaryota; Fungi; Ascomycota; Sordariomycetes; Xylariales; Hypoxylaceae. The transcript has a single exon.
AUGCACCGAGCCAGCCUCGCCGCCGUAGCCCUCGCGGCUCUGGCCUCCACCGCCCCCAUCACCAGCACCGAACCCACGCGAACAACACUUGCGCGGAGACAAUUCUCCAUCACCGACCCCGGCACCUGGCUCCCGGGCAUCGGGAUCGGCGCGCCCACCCCCCCACCCCCACCAACCUUCACCCUCCUGCCCCCCGUGACCGGCGGUCUCGAGCCGUCGGACAAGAAGGCCAAACGCCAGGACCACGUGAUCCUGCCGCCCAUCACCGGCGGUCUCGAGCCCUCGGACAAGAAAGCCAGACGCCAAGACACGAUCGGCAUCGGCGACGGCACCACCACAGACCCGGUACAGGCGCACAUCAAGGCGCUCGAGCUCCAGUACGAGGCGCUGGUGCACGAGUUCGGGACGGCGGACCCGCCGAGGCCGGUCGCGCGCCGCAUCGCGGAGAUCGAAGGGGAGCUGCUCGAGAAGUACGGGAUCCGCAUCGUGCAGAGCCCCGACGGCACGACGACGACGUUCGUCCCCGGGAAGAAGAGGAGGCGCGACGAGCAGCCGGGGUAUUCGUUGCCCGGCGGCCCGCUGUUCCCGCUUCCCGGGUUCCCUGGGGGCGGGAUGAAUCCGGAUCCGGUUGUGCCCGGGGGCCCGAUCGAGGUUAGUGAUUAG